AUGCUUGGUCAACAGAUCACAAACUUUGUUUGUAUCAAUGAUCAAAAACAAAUCAAGUCCCAACUUAAAUUGAUGACAUCAGGUCAAGGUUCAUUAGUUUGGCAAGACCAUAUUGAGUUGAUCAAUGAUCUUGGUAAAUCCGUUCCAUUCUCGGUUACAAUGAUUGGUAUGAAAGACAAUGAUAAUUCCAAUGAACUUAAUUCUAUUGUCUUUAUUCUUACAAACGAAACAGGAGAAAUCAAGAAACGAACAGCUGCAGAAAACGCGAAACAACGAAGUGAAAAACUUCUUUACCAGAUUCAUCCAAAAGACAUUGUUGUUCGCUUAAACCGAGGUGAGAAAGACAUUUCAUUCACAAUCCCUCAAGCUACAAUUUUCUUCAUCGACAUUGUCAAGUUCUCAGUUUAUUCAUCAUCACUUACUCCAGGGGAAAUCAUGAGUAAUCUUAGUUUAGUUUUCUCAACAUUUGACAAAAUUGUUUCUAAGUAUGAUCAAAUCACAAAGAUCAAACUCAUUGGUGAUGUCUACAUGGCAGCCGCAGGUUUAUUCCAAUCAUCAGAUAACAACGACCAUAAGAUGCAUGCUAUUCAAUCCGUCAAAUGUUGUUUAGAUGUUCAACGAAUCAUGGAUGACAUCAACACAAAACCUGAGUCAUCAUUAGAAGUCCGUAUUGGUAUCAACACCGGUGGUCCUCUCAUUGGUGGUGUUUUAGGUACCGACAAACCAACAUUCGACAUCAUUGGUGAUCCUAUCAACAUCGCAAGUCGUCUUCAAAGCACGGACAUUCCAGGUCGUGUUCAGAUCUCACAAGACACUAAAGAGAUUAUUUGCGACAUGGAUUUCAUCAUCGAAGAACGAGGCGAAGUUUAUUUGAAAGGCAAAGGCAAUCGCACUACAUAUUUUGUUCGGUAUCCAAACAAAGAACUAGCCACGGAAUCAUUUGCUAUAAACAUGUUCUCAGGCAAAAUAUAG
Molecule: messenger RNA, 972 nt
Organism: Trichomonas vaginalis G3
Lineage: Eukaryota; Parabasalia; Trichomonadida; Trichomonadidae
Product: guanylate cyclase protein
Exons: 1
Coding region: 1-972 (323 amino acids)
Biological process (GO): intracellular signal transduction; receptor guanylyl cyclase signaling pathway; cGMP biosynthetic process
Molecular function (GO): guanylate cyclase activity; peptide receptor activity
Source: RefSeq, a predicted model, not a curated record